UCAACCAUCAUGGCGAGUGAUUCUGAACCAGAAGACGAUGCUCUAGACGUUGAGGAAGACCCUGAAGAAUACGAGCAGGAUGACGACGAGCCUGAUGGCGUACCCGACGAUGUCACGGAGGACCAGGAUGAUGACUCAAGUGAUGAGAGCGAGGAUGGCUCAGAAGAUGAGGGAGACGACUCCUCUGAGCCUGGGGAGACCCUUAUGGAUGAGUUGGAGCCACCAGCGAGCGCAAGCGACACCUCGUCGCAGCCAACAACAUCUCAACCAGCUGUACCUCAGAAGGUACCCACACCACCGCCAACUAUCCCACCGCCGCGAAAACGGUCACGUUCACCAUCGCCUGCUCGCAUACGAAAACGCGCACUUAUUCCGCAAAUCCCCUCGCCACGGUCUUACACUGUCGAGGCCAUCUGUGCUUUACCUCAUCCAGUACCUACUCACGCUCUUGCCGCUUCAGCAUGUAUGACUCACAUGAUAACUGGCUCUGAUGACGGUUACAUUCGCGACUAUGACAUUUUCGGUGCAGUCAAUGGCAAGAACUUUCUCAGUGCGCCGCAGCGACAUCACGCAGGUGUUGUAGAGGGCAUCAUGAAAGCCGGGCAGCUACGCUUUUGGUGGGAGAACCCCAAUCCACACAAGCUGAACCCGACUGUACUGCCAGAAGAAGCAGCAACACCAUUACCUGUGUACAGUCUCGCGAUGCACUCAGAUGCGCUUUGGACACUAGCUGGAUCGAAUACGGGGAGAAUCAACCUAUUUACAACGCGCCAUGAACCUGGGAGGUGUAUCCAUGUUAUGGCCGGCCACCGAGAACAGCCAGUUUCUUCGCUAGCUUUGGAUCACGAGGAGAAAGGAUACUACAGCGCUGGGUGGGAUGGCGAUGCGAUCCAAUGGGACCUCAACACUGGAUAUGCGGUCCGAAACUUCACAGCUCAUGGCGCGCAACUAACCUCAGUCGCUGUUCGCCCAAUUAGUACUUCUUUCGCACCAGUAACUGGGUCCUCGCAAGACUCAAACAACACUACCCUCAUCGACAGCUCCAACCCCGCAAGCCAAACGAUGGACGCUGACGCCAAAUCCGACGCGUCUUUCGACCCGUUGUUUGACGAUGAGCCCGAAACACCCGCAGAAGCGGCCGUCAAGCCCAGUCUUCCUGCACUCCCCACGGCCCGCGCGAUAGCACAUAAUGCGCCGCCUUUAUUGGACUCUUCGAUCAAUGCGACAUUGUCACCUGACAUCCUGCUCACAGCAGCCAUAGACGGACAGGUCAUGCUUUGGGACCGCCGUGUUCAGACAAUCGGCACUGGUGUGGGCAGACUGUGGAUGAGCGAUAAGACGCCGCCAUGGUGUCUCUCCGCUUGCUGGUCAGCGGAUGGCGGGCAAAUUUACGCUGGACGGAGAAAUGGCACAGUUGACGUGUGGGACACAAGGCAGCUGGGCGUUGCUGGACCUGGAAGCGUGCCCAGGCUGCUGAAAAGCAUCAGGAACCCACAAAGCUCCGGUGUGGUGUCUUGCGUGGUUGCGUUUCCGGACAGGAAGCAUAUCGCGACCGCAUCAAUCGACAAUCUGCGACUGUGGAACGUGGCUGAAGCUGCUGAAAUGGAUGGCUUUGGCAAACACAAGAGCAGUGGUGUCCAGUUCAAGAUCAUCCCAGGCCACCAUGGAGGGUAUAUCUCGCAAAUGCUGGUCGACCCUGCGGCCCGCUUUCUGGUCAGCGCGAGCAGCAAUCGGGGGUGGCAUGGCGAGUCUACGAAAACUGUCUUCGUCCACGAUAUCAAACGCAUCCAAUAA
Messenger RNA from Mycena indigotica, 1794 nucleotides. RefSeq names its product MT-A70-domain-containing protein. The record is from RefSeq and is a predicted model, not a curated record. Gene Ontology annotation, molecular function: protein binding. The transcript is spliced from 7 exons. Bases 10 to 1794 code for a protein of 594 amino acids. Lineage: Eukaryota; Fungi; Basidiomycota; Agaricomycetes; Agaricales; Mycenaceae.